AUAUUAGGUUCAUUUUAUAAGUACGCCGGUAGAGAACAGAUCGUUUGUUUGGGAAGUCUACAGAAAAAUUUUCUCGUAUACCUUUUUUCCUAGUAACUUAUACUAAAUUUUCGGUUUUCCUAAAAAAAACUAAAAAAAUUCUUGUGCAAAAUUUAAACAUCAUUUCUAUCGCAAAAAUUAUCGGUGUUGGUUCGUUGCGUUCGCGGGGAUUUUUCGAAACCCGAUAUUUGUUCUGUGGAGUGUACACUGACCAACUAACAGCCAGUCGCCAUGAACAAGAUGGGUCGUUUACAGAGCUCCCUAAGGAUGUCCUCUAGGGUCCUGUGCAAGGCACGCGUCCAGCGCAGCGACCCCGUUCGCUUCGCCUGCGCCGAUAGCAAGCCAAAUUCGAAAGGCGUAGUCGUCGGUCUCUACCAGAAGGAGGGCAACAAGGAUCCGAGACUCACGCCCGCUGGCCAAGUGAUUGACAACAAGGUGCAAGGUAAGCUGAUGAAGGUGAUCUGCGAGACAAAGCUGGACGGGCGACUAGGCCGCGGCAAGGUCUUCCACAAUCUUGACCCCGAUUUCGCGGCGGUGGCCGUCGUGGGAGUCGGCCUCGAAGGCAUCGGCUUCAACGAGCUGGAGAUGCUGGACGAGGGCAUGGAGUUCGUGCGUGUGGCCGCCGGAGUGGGCGCCCGCGCUUUGCAGGAACAGGGGGUCACUCAGGUCGCAGUCGACGGCAUGGACUACGCAGAACAGGCGGCCGAAGGCUCUCAGCUGGCUGUCUGGCGCUUUACGGACAACCUGUCCAAGAAGAACAUGCCUUCAAUCCCCCAACUGACUCUGCACGACUCGCCGGACCAAGAGGGCUGGACGAGGGGCAUUUUCAAGGCGGAGGCCCAGAAUCUGGCCCGCCGGCUCAGCGAUGCCCCUGCCAACUGCAUGACGCCCACCAUGUUUGCCCAGAACGCUGUGGACGCCCUGUGCCCUUGCGGCAUCACCGUCGAGGUGCGCACCAUGGACUGGAUCGAAGCGCAGCGGAUGAACGCCUUUCUGAUGAUCGCCAAGGGCAGUUGUGAGCCGCCAGUACUUCUGGAGCUGAGCUACUGCGGCACCGCGCCCGACGACAAGCCCAUCCUCUUCGUGGGCAAGGGCAUUACCUUCAACUCGGGAGCCCUCAACCUGCGCCCGUGCAAGGGAAUGGAGGAGUAUCGUGGCAGCAUGUCCGCCGCCGCCUGCUGCGUGGCUAUGAUGCGCUGCAUCGCUGCCUUGUCGCUGCCCAUCAACGUCACCUGCAUUAUUCCGCUGUGCGAGAACAUGCCAUCGGGCAUGUCGGCCAAGCCGGGCGACGUGGUCACACUGCUCAACGGCAAAUCGAUGGCCGUGCGCGACCUGGACAAGGCCGGAGUGGUGGUGCUCUCGGAUGCGAUUCUUUACGGCCAGAAGACCUACCUGCCCCGUCUAGUGGUGGACAUUGCCACGCUUAACACUGGCGUGAAGAAGGCCUUCGGCGGCGGCGCCACCGGCAUCUUCUCCAACUCGCACUACAUCUGGAAGCAGUUCCAGCGUGCCGGCUCCCUCUCCGGGGAUCGCGUCUGGCGACUUCCCCUGUGGCAGUACUAUAAAAAGCAGGUCACCGACGAGCGGUCCUUUGACCUGAGCAACAAUGGUCGUGGACUCGCCUCAUCCUGCCUUGCUGCCGCCAUCCUCCACGAGCUGGUGCCCUGCGUGGACUGGGCGCAUCUUGAUACCCGCGGCACUGGCCUGAUCUCCAAGUACGGACUGGUGCCGUAUCUGACCAAAAAGCGGAUGACCGGACGUCCCACACGUACGCUUGUACAGUUCGUCUACCAAAUGGCCUGUCCGGAUCUGAAGUAGUGGAUAGCUGAGCUCUGUGAUGAUUCUGUUACCAUGUGAUCUGCGCGUAAUUACCGAGGCGAUGCGAUGUGUCGCAUUUGUUGUAUAAUUUUGUACAAGUAAAUUAAAGGUUCGGCGUGAAAUUCUGAUAAAGAAAA
Messenger RNA from Drosophila kikkawai, 1994 nucleotides. It is a transcript of the gene S-Lap7, whose product is annotated as Sperm-Leucylaminopeptidase 7. Gene Ontology annotation, cellular component: cytoplasm. NCBI's taxonomy places the organism in Eukaryota, Metazoa, Arthropoda, Insecta, Diptera, Drosophilidae. The record is from RefSeq and is a predicted model, not a curated record. Gene Ontology annotation, biological process: proteolysis. Gene Ontology annotation, molecular function: metalloaminopeptidase activity; manganese ion binding.